This is a messenger RNA of Pelobates fuscus (common spadefoot toad), 1051 nucleotides long. RefSeq names its product gem nuclear organelle associated protein 8 (gene GEMIN8). The record is from RefSeq and is a predicted model, not a curated record. Gene Ontology annotation, cellular component: SMN complex. The transcript has 3 exons. Gene Ontology annotation, biological process: spliceosomal snRNP assembly. The coding region runs from base 28 to 813 and encodes 261 amino acids. Lineage: Eukaryota; Metazoa; Chordata; Amphibia; Anura; Pelobatidae.
CGCACAUGCGCAGUCAUACACAGCGGCAUGCGCAUUGUUAGUGGGUCGGCACUGGGAAGCUGGGAAGGAAGAGCUGCUCGGAGCGUAUUAAAGGUCCACAUGCGGCAGCACAGCCGCGCAGCAGCUAUGGCUCAUCAAGAUGCAGAGCCUUGGUACGCAGCACGGAUGUAUGCCAGGUAUUGGAAACAUUAUAGCCAAGCUAUGCAUUGGCUGUAUAGGCACAAGAGGGCAUACAGACUGGCUGUAGCUUCUCUGUGCUCACCGCCAUGGUACCCAGUUGACAGUUUUCAAACCAGUCGCUAUGCAGAUUGGGAAGGGGGGGAACAAUCUCGAAGAAAUGUCUACUCAAGGUCCCAAAAUCAGGCCGUGCAACCCAGAAGGACACGUCCAUGCUUAAAGGUGUCGGAGUCAAAAGAAAAGGUGUCUGACAUGGAAUGUGAACAAGAAGCAUCUGAUUCAGAAGAGGAGGGGAUUGAAUGCGACCUGAGCAAUAUGGAAAUCACAGAAGAACUGCGGCAGUAUUUUGCAGAGACCGAAAGACAUAGAGAGGAACUAAAGAAACAACAGGAAAUUGAAGCAGAAAUUCACGAGCAGUAUGUUGACGCAGAUCAUGGGCUACAUAUUGCCACAAGACGAUCAACACAGCCUCCUUCAGAGAGACCAGGGGAGAGACGCAAGGAAGGAAUGAAGAGACUGUAUGGCGAGGAUGCAGCUAAAAUUCAAGGAAUGGAGACUGCAAUACAGCUCAACUUUGACAGGCAUUGUGAUAAAAAGCAGCCCAAGUAUUGGCCCAUCAUCCCAUUAAAAUUAUAAACCUUCGGGGCCUAUUCCAAAACACCAUUAUGGAAAUGUUAUAUAAACAACUACCCAGCUGUGCCAACACGUGUCAACAAAAUUACUGGGAUUUCACAUUUGCAGUCUUCAUGUACUGACCUAUAGCGGGUGGGUUAUAAUAACCAUAUAUAUUGCACAUUUGGAUUUAGUAAUUAUCAUUCAUGAAGUUUAUUGUACAUUUUUCCCAAUAUAAUAAAAUAUUUUUUGUUAAACAGUU